Molecule: messenger RNA, 608 nt
Organism: Symbiodinium sp. CCMP2456
Lineage: Eukaryota; Dinophyceae; Suessiales; Symbiodiniaceae
Source: the annotation of a GenBank genome assembly
AUGGAGCGUGCAGAGAAGCUCCAGAAACUCGACAACCUGCGGCGCAAAGUGCCGCAUGCGAGCAAAUCUGCUUUGAGCGCCAUCUUGGCGGAGGUCGCCGAGGAGGGCGUGCCCGAGUUACACCAAGCGCAUCAUAUGCGGGAAGCGACGCGCAUGGUCUUGCAGCAGAACAGGCUAUACGGCCCCAUGCUAGACAGGUGCACCUUUGUUGCAAGUGCAAGCAAAAGCAAAAGCGGGCUCAAGCACCCGGGAGCGCUCAUGGUGAACGUGGCCCCUGGCAACGUGCUGGCCAAUCGCCAGAGUCGCAAAAUCUGGGUCGUGUACUGCAGUUUCCUGGAGUUCGGUGUGCAUUUGACCCACGAGCCUGCAUGGCUGGUAGCGGGCGUUUACCGCAGCGACUUUGUGCAGGGGCUGAGUGCCGGCAUCGGGCAGGUGGUGCGGGUCAUGCUCGAGCGCAUCUUCUGCGAGAAGGUCUCGCCACAGACUGGCCUUGUGGUGAAGGACCCGGCCGGCGAGCCUUUACGGCUGUUUUUUAAAAUGGGCAUGUUCUUGCAGGAUGGCGCCGCCCAGAAGUAUGUUUUUGGGAUUAAAGGCGAUGCUGGGAGCAG